CCAAGCGAGCCCCUAUUCUGAGGCACGGAUAAGGCUUUCUUGACCGUUCGCUUGUCAGAUGCCAAUGACCUGAGGCUAUGUACGAGGAGGUAAGGGGAGGAAAGUCGGAGGCUGUCAUACCCGUUCGAUCCCUGCCAUGACGGAUGGUUUUGGAUGGAAGAAGUACAAGAUAUUGAUAGUCCCGUGUAGAGAUGCUCUGUUUUCAACUGUGCUCUCUCUAAAUCGCGUCUUAUUCAUCAACUCUUUGAGCUUUUACUCUAUCUCCUAUUCCGAUCAUGACCUAUUCUUCUAUCCUUAUUGCUCGUGAUGACGACGAUUUCUCCUUCUACCAAUAUGACCCUUCCGUUGUAGCAGCAGCGAUAUUCGCCGUCCUCUUCUUCGCCACUACAGCAUACCACUGCUGGCAAGCCUGGACGAAACGAACCUUCUAUUUCAUCCCCCUCCUCAUUGGUGGCCAUUUCGAAUGGACAGGCUAUGUCUUUCGAAUUAUAUCCCAUUACAACAUAACCAGCAUGGCUAUAUUCAUCAUCCAAACACUCCUCCUCCUACUCCCGCCUUCCCUCUUUGCAGCAAGCAUCUACAUGGUCCUCGGUCGCAUUAUUCUAUUCACGAACGGUGAAAGCAUGGCGCCCAUUCGUGCGAACUGGCUCACCAAGAUCUUCGUCAUCGGCGACGUCUUUUCAUUCCUUGUGCAAGCAGGAGGCGGCUCCAUGAUGGCCUCCGCCUCCUCCCAAAACCUCGGCAAAACCCUCGUCAUCAUCGGCCUCGUCCUCCAGAUCCUCUUCUUCGGCCUCUUCGUCACCACAUCCAUCAUCUUCCACCUCCGACUCCGCCGCUCACCCACCUCCGCCUCGCUUCGCGCCCCCUGGCAGAAAUACCUCUGGGCUCUGUACGCGGCCAGCUUGUUGAUCUUCAUCAGGAGUAUUUUCAGGAUUUUUGAGUUUGCUGGGGGACAUGAUGGCACGCUCAUGAGCAGCGAGGUGUAUAUUUAUGUGUUUGAUGCGGUGCUGAUGUUGGGGGUUAUGGUUGCGUUUAAUGUGGUGCAUCCUGGGGAGAUUAUUGGGAGGAGGGGGGAUUUGAAGGGUGGGGUGCCGUUGGAGGAGGGGUUGGAGAGUGGGAGUGAGAGAUAUGUUGGGGGUGGGGGGAGGAGAUGAGAGGACAGGUUUGUGAUAGUGAUCGUAAUGUGAUUAGAGGGGUUGGAUAUAUAGAAACACUUGAGCACUGAUAGAUUAUGGAUUGGGUAGAUAUAUAUGGGAAUUCGGUAGGCUUGAACUUAGACUGGCGUUAUACAUAGAGAUGAUAGAGCAGCUAGAAAUAAGAAAUAUUGACC
Molecule: messenger RNA, 1330 nt
Organism: Cadophora gregata
Lineage: Eukaryota; Fungi; Ascomycota; Leotiomycetes; Helotiales; Ploettnerulaceae
Exons: 5
Coding region: 276-1154 (292 amino acids)
Cellular component (GO): membrane
Source: RefSeq, a predicted model, not a curated record